CGGAGUAAGUGACUGGUCUGCAAGACGAGUCUUGCAACGCGCGUCCCUGUGUCGGUUUUGGCCGCGACGGAAUGGGGACCCGAAGUUCGAGUCUCCGUGGAGGCUGCCGGCCAUGAAAGGCAGAGACUCGGCAGGGAGCUCAGCACCUGCCGUCGUACGGGGACGCCUGGCGCCCGGGGCGCUCCGCCUAGCUCACUGCUAUGGACAGUGCUAUCACCUUGUGGCAGUUCCUUUUGCAACUCCUUCAGGAGCCUCGGAAGAAGGAUAUCAUCUGUUGGACCUCCAAUGACGGAGAGUUCAAACUUCUCCAGGCAGAAGAAGUGGCUCGCCUCUGGGGGAUCCGUAAGAACAAGCCCAGUAUGAACUACGACAAACUCAGUCGCGCUCUCCGAUAUUAUUAUGUGAAGAACAUCAUCAAAAAAGUGAACGGUCAGAAGUUUGUUUACAAAUUUGUGUCUUACCCGGAGAUUUUGAAUAUGGAUCCACUAGCGGUCGGCAGGAUUGAGGGUGAUGCUGAGGCACAGGCAGGCUGUGUGGAUGCUAGCAACGCUACAAAGGACAUGGAAAAUGGUGGGAAAGAGAAGAAUCAGUCCUUUGCAAAGUCCUCUAGCCGCAAUGACUAUAUCCACUCAGGCCUAUAUUCUUCAUUUACUUUGAACUCCCUGAAUUCCUCCUCUUGUGUAAAACUCUUUAAGCCAAUCAAGAUGGAAAACCCAACUGAGAAACUGGCAGAGAAAAAAACUCCUCAGGAUCCAACCCCUUCAGUCAUAAAAUUUGUGACCGUGUCCUCCAAAAAGCCUUCAGUGUCUCCCCUGGCCUCUACUGCUCAACUGACCUCUACUAUAUCAGCUGCCUCUUCCGGUUCAGAUGAAAGUCUCCAAGCCUUGGAGUCUUUAGUCACACCAAAAGGGGCUCCCAGUGAAACGUCAGCCUCCUUGCCAAGCUUGACCGCGAAUUUCACGCCUCCCCCUCCUGCAACCUCCAUUUCUCCUCCUCUCCAGGUUCCUUCCAGGUCUCCUUUGCCACUUUUAAGUUCUAAUCCUGAUCUGGUUAUAGACACAGACACCGAGCAGCUGGAACGUUCUCAAAGCCAAAUCUUGGAACUUAAAGAGCAGAGUUCUUCCCUGCUAGAAAAAGAGUUUCGUCAUAACCGAACUAGAAAGCCCAAAGGGCUGGAGAUUGCUCCCACUCUGGUCAUUACCGGCAGUGACCCAAGUCCACUGGGAAUACUAAGCCCUUCUCUCCCUACAGCUUCUCUUACACCAGCACUUUUUUCACAGACGCCUAUUUUGCUGACCCCAAGCCCUUUGCUCUCAAGUAUCCAUUUCUGGAGCACUCUUAGUCCAGUUGCUCCCCUCAGUCCAGCAAGAUUACCAGGUGCUAACACCCUUUUCCAGUUUCCAUCGGUGCUGAAUACACAUGGACCAUUUACUGUGUCAGGAAUGGAUGGUCCCUCCACUCCUGGGCCUUUCUCCCCAGACUUACAGAAGACAUAGCAUAUGGCUUUGUGGGAAAAGGGCAGAUUGCGAAGGGGAAAAGAAGAAGACAUUUAAUCAACAAUUAUGUAAUCCAGUUUUUAAGGAGUGGUUUGUAAUUCCACAGACACAGUAUAAACUGACUUGACUUUUGCCAUUCCUGGUUCAAAUGCCUUUGCAAAAAUUCCCUUUGAGUCAUAAGGGAAUUCAUAUGAAAAUGCCUUAAUUGGAGACUCUUCUUCAUUAUCUCCUCUCUCCCUUACUUGUUUUGAUCUAAGAAGGCUUCUCAAUGAUCGAAUCUGCAGCAACUGAUAUCAAAGACACAAUUUCCCUUUUGACUGAUAGCUUUGCAUCCUGCCUCUUGUUUUUUAUAUCAAAAUACCUAUCACUAUUGGAAGCUGGCAUUCCAAGAAAUACUUGGAUUUUUUUAAAAAAUUAGAAGCUUUCUUUUAGAAUUAAUAAUUUCUGUUCUAUUAAUACAGGGAUCCAGUAGAAAAAUCUUGUGUCUUUGUAAGGAGAAACUUUACAGAUGGAUUUUCCUGUGGCAUGGAAGAGAAUCUCUUAAGGGUGAUCGCUAUAGAUAAAGAAGGUCUAGCUGCAUAUCCUUAGUGAAAAUGUCAGUUCAUCUCCCAGGUAUUGUGUGUAAGUUUGAAUAGUACAGAAAUGUAUAGGUUGUGGAAUUAAUUGCUGUGAUUGUCUAGAAAUAUUUGAAUGCUUUAAGUCUGAUUUUACUUAGUAGGCAGAAAAGAAAAAUCAAAGAAAUUCCCCUGAUAUCUGACAGUGAAGAAUUUAAAUUAGCAAAUAAUGCUAAUUGAGGAUCCUUGCAGUAGAUCUGUUGUGCCACUGGGUUAACCUUAUAUAUCUGGCAUGCUGUGUGUGGUGCUGUCUGGAUGCUUGAUAAUGUCUUGUGUAGAUCAGACAUUUGAGAAGUGGAUGCUUACAUUUUAUUCUUUUUUCCCUCUUCGACAAAUGAGAUACUUAACGAAGAGGCAUCGCUUGGCUUGGCCCCUAACACCUCUGGGUGAUCCAUCCCCCCCUCCCCCGGCAAUCUGAGUAAGAGCUGUGCUAAAGUUUUCGACACGUAGAGGCUCUGAAGGCUAGAAAUAUUGUGCAGUUAUUAGGAAGUGUUCCUGCUGAUGAGGAGGUUGUGGGUGGGAAAGAGCCGAUUGGCGUGAGCUACUUGUAGUCUGAAAGAGCUAAAAGCGGCUUUCAGUCUGCACUUAACCUUGUGGCAAAGCAGCGGUCAAACCAUCCUGAGUGAUUUCUUCAGCACGGUGGUAGUUGAGACUACCGGUAAUGUUAUGCUGGCUUGCUGAUGCAGAAGUCUUGCUUAUAAGGUAAGAACAGAAAUGAGAAGUAUGGUGGUAGUAACCUACCACCAUAGCCAAGUAGUUAUCCACACUUGGGUACCACACCCAAGUAGUUAUUGCUCAGUUCAAGGAGAUGCAUGAGGAGCCAGAGUAUUUUUUCCUGAAAUGUCACACUCAGACCCUGGGUGGCUAUAGUGGCUAUCAGUCACUUUGUGAAAGCACCUGAAGACUUGUAGCAUCAGGUAGUUAUUUCCUGGAAAGUUAAGGCAAAUACCAGGAAUGGUGUCUGAUAAUUGUCCUGUCCGCAGAUGGUGUGUGCAUGUAGAGGUAGGGAUCAUGGUGGUUGGCCUUAGGGAGCGCUAGCCACCUGCCUAGUAAGAACUAAAUUUAGCUUUCCUAUCAUGAUGUCUUAUAGUGGAGUCCUCAGCAGCAGACAUGCUGGAAAGUGAGCCUUUAUUUGAAAUGGGCCCUUCAGAACAACAGUAAAAUGCUGGAUUUGAGAGACGCUUGAAAUGCUCUUCUCUGUAUCCAUCCCAUUUUAAAGAUCAGUUGGGGGGGGGGGACACACAUUGUUCAGGCACUUCCACAAGAUCUCAAUGUCAGAGAGUGUUCCUAUUUCUAAGAGUGCCCCAAGACUGAGUACCAUACAAAGGGAGAAGAUAUUUCCUGAUGUGUCUGCACUGAAAUCAGGAAACCAGAUCCUUUCUAUCUUUUGUGAGGCACCAUUCACGAGAACAAGGCAAAAGCUGACUUAAUGGACUGUCCUUCUACAAACAUUUUUGUUAAAUGUCUGGUGCAACAAAAAGAAGGUGGCAGAGGGCCCAAAGAGACUGCAGACAGUGUGCUCUGCCUGUUGCCUGUGGCACAUUGCUGGCUCCUGUUCCAGACAUAAUUGAAUAGAGUCAAAAGGCCCAUACCUGUUUGUGCCUAAAUUGAAUGUGCAAUAUUUCAUAGAUUCUUUUUAUUACAGACGUGCCGAAAAAUAAUUGCAAGUAGUAAGCGAGAGUAGGCAUCCUGCGUUCUUGAUUUGUACACUGCCUCCGGGGCAAAAAAUAAUAAUAAAAAAGAGCAGCAGCACUUUUUUAAGGGCAGUCACUCUAGGCUGACUGCAUAUUGGGUAGGAGAGCGUUCAAAAUCAAGAUUUUUGUUUUAAAUUUCUUCUUGAGCCCUAAAAGAACAGCAGUUAAGUGAUUUGCUUUCCUGUCUCCCUCUGCCAAGGGAAAAAAAAUCAGGCUAUCUUUGUUCAAAUAUUGUACUGUCUUGUGCGGUAUGUGCUGCACCUGUGCAGUACAUAUAUUUAGAUACACAAGUGAGCCCAAACUUAGAUAAUCUUGGUAGCAGUUCUGUUUAGCCUAGUUUCACAAUCCACCCCCACCAGUCCCAAAAAAGAUGCACUGAGAAGUUGGCUUGGCCAUCCUGAGGUGUGUAAGCGUUGCUCUUCUGUUCCUAGUGAUUUCAUGGAGCUCUGGGGCUUCAUUUUAUGGAGGCUUUAUAUUUCUCUGUGAUCUCUCUCUCUCUCUCUCUCUGCGCCUGCCUGCCUCAUCCUUGACACGUAGGUCAUUUGAGGGUUUAUAGCUGCUGCCUCUUGUGUGAUGGAUGCUUUUCAUUUAGGAACGAGAACUGUUGGGAGCCAGAAUUGGGAGUGGCUGGUGCAUUUGGCACUGAGGCUUGCAGACUGUGGCAUUGCAUGUUCAAGCUUGUCUCUGUAACUAAAAGAGUUGUGUUUUUGUUUUGUUUUUAAAAUCUAUUUAUACUGGUAAAAGCUUUUUUUUGUAAUUGGUCUGGAUAGGAUUCUUCAUCCUUCUUGCUGGCCGUUUGACCUGCCCUCCUCUUCCUCCAUCUAUCUUUCUUUCAAUAGUAAACUUGUGCCACUGCACCCAUUCACUUUUUUAAUGUUUGCUAGCCACUAGCAGAUUUUAGUGAAGCGCACUCAAGUCCUCUUACUUACCAUCCCAGGGUGCAGCACUUCCCUCACUUUAUUAGUGAUUACACAUUUGGAGUAAAUAUAGCUAUUUUGUGUUUGUGUUUCAUUGAGAUCCAGAGGUGAACAGAUCUUUAUUGCUUUCAUGAAUAGAGUCUUUUUGAACGCAUUCAGCGUUGUAAACGUCUCUCAAUAUUUUACAUGCUAAAUAUUUUUCAGCUGUUUGUGCAAGCGAAGUUAAAAUUUGACCUAACAAACAUCAGAUGCUAUCUUUGUAUGUGUAGUUCAUUGAUGCACCUGAUUACAUUUUCUUAAAGUAAACAGUCUCUUGGUUAUAUGUCCGGUCUCUCUUAGAUGGUUAGAGAAAGGAAAAUCCUAUUUUUUUAUUCUGCUUAAUAUGUUGGCAUGAAUUGCCAACAUAUUAUCUUUAGAGUUUUGAUAGUCUUAGGGAUAUUCUAAAUUGUUCAUUUAUCUGCCUUGAGUUAAGGUUUUGUUGUCUGUUUUUAUAUGUAAUUGCCUCUAAACAUUUGUUCCUACAACACAUCUCUGUGUUGUAGCAAGCUGACUAUCUUGAUUUGAGUUCUGUUUUUAAAAACAAAUAUUAAGUGAUGCUUGGCAAGCUAAAUUUUAUUUUUCAAGAUCAUAAGCAAGCAUCAAGGACUUUCGUUUUCUUGUUGGCAGUUUUGGUUUUCCAACCUCUUAUCCUUACUCAGCAAAACACCAUAAAGACGGCUCAGUCCAGGUUCUUUGAGAAGGAAACUGAAAUUGGGAGAAACUGGAAAGCUGACCGUGGUCAUCUAUUGCAGGGGUUUGGAGGCUGAAUCUGGCCUACCUGAGGUCCCAGUCCAACUUCCCCAAGUAGGGCCCUGAGUAUGUAAGCUUGCUUUAGAUCUUGCUUUGCUGAAUCAGAUUAAGACCCACCAGGUUCUGCUCUCUCAUCGAGGAAUCCCGCCAACCAACAGGCACAAAUGGUCCAGCUAUGACCAUUUUAAUAUGUAAUAACUUAAGGACACAAGAGCACACAAGUUGUGUAACUAAGGAAGGUAUAUUUUAAGGUUUAGAUAACACAGGCAUUUCAUACAUGAAAACUUUCAUACAUCACAAUUUUCAGCCCUGUUCUCAUAAUGAGAGACGAUUAAUUGAUGGGAAGAAGUUGUAACGAACAAGUCUGACUGUAGAAAAUUCAUGUUGUUUAAAGCAGGCGGUGAAAGCAACUUGUUCAGAAGGAGGGAUUGUGGGCUUGAUCCAAAUAAAAACUCUCCGCUUCCUUUAGCUCUGAUAAAGUCCAGCUUUCCCUGUUGGCAGAGGUGGCUUGUCAGGUGACAGAUCCAUAUCUGCAAAAUUCCUUUCAGCUGCUAUUACAAAACAAAAGAAAUGUCAAAACCCAUCCACUGAGAGUUAAGGAGAAGCUUGUUAGAACGCGGCAUGCCGUCCACGCCUUCCCGAAAGAGUCACGUUUCACAGUCCUAUACAUGUAGUCGUGGUUGGAGGCUUGUGUCUCCAGAUACCACCCAGUGGGCUUACGCCCAAGAACUAUGGGCAAUUGCUCUGCCCAGUAUGAAUCACCUGCAGAUUUUACAUGUGCAUUUUUCUUUCACAAGGUUACUGUAGUAAAUAUGGAUAUAUCCAGAGUCCCGCAUUGGCUGAUCCAUGUGUUGUCUGCAAUUGGCUCAUAACUGAGCAGGGCUCAUAACUGGGCUCAUAAUUGGCUCAUAACUGGGCUCAUAAGCCAUUUCCAUUUCUGCCCUGACUGGUUGGGGCAAUACAUCCCAGCAAGCUUGAUACAAAUCACUCUUUUUUCCCUGUGAGCAUUUUUCUUUGGAUAUCUGUUCCAUCCUCCCCCCACAAAUGUGUUUUUGAAACGCGCACACUUUGAAAGCAGUUUGAACUGCUGUUUGUGAAACAUGGAUCUAAAGCCCUCUUCAAGUUCAUGAAACUAGUUGUUUUUCUUUUCUUUUUAGUAUUCUCCCUCCCCAUUUCUUAGUGCUAUAGAAUAUCAAGCUGAUGAAGCUAAUCCAGUUGUUUGGAAAAACUGGCACUCUAAGGAAUAUUCUGUAGAUAUAAACGGCCCAGAUGGGCAUCUAGAUAGUAUUUAUUAUUUAUGUUUGAAAGUACUGUGCUUUGUAGCUGCAGCUUUUAAAAUGUCUUGCACUUUCAGGAUUUCUAGUACCAUAAUCUGUUAUGCCACAUUCUACUUGCCAAGACGUAAAAGUAUUCUACGUCAUUUUCUCCCAGAAGAUCUUAAACUAAAAUCUGAGAGUGAAUUCAUGUAUAACUUUAUGCAUACAAUGAGGCUUGCCAUUUAAUAGCCUAAGUAGCUGAAAUGGUUGCCUGUUGCCACAUGAUUGCAAUAGGCCUUCACAUGGCAAUGGAAGUCAAACAUGCCAAGUAAGCCCUUUUCUUUUUCUGUUGCAUGUCACGCGGUUGCCAGCACUUAAACUGAACAAGUGAACUUGCCUUUAGUUGAAUAGUCACUCCACUUAAAUUUUGGUGACUAUAUUUGUGUGGCUUCUGAAAGGAAGAUUUGAAAUGGCCCACUCAAAAUGCAUGCCUUCAUAAAGGCGACACUCCAAAGUGCUUGCAGUCAACAUAUUCUGCACUGGCAGACAUGAAUGAAGAUAAGGAAUAGUCUGACAGAGAUUCCUGUAGGAGAUCUUUGCGCAGUAAGAACAUAAAAGGUCCUGCUGGAUCAGGCUGAAGGUCCAUCAGCACCUUCUUUUCUGCCUUCUUAGUAGCAUCAGCCAAAUGCUACUGAGAAGCCUAAAAACAGGGCGUGAAGGUAACAGUCCUUUUGACCCCCAACAAUUGGUAUUCAGUAGUGCCCUUCCUCAAGGGGAAUGUGAGCGGUUCCAUUGCUGCCAAUAAGAUGUCUUCUCCCCAAAUGUAUCUAUUCCCCUUCCAAACCAGGGGUUAUCGGAACGUCUUAGGGCAGUGAAUUCCAUAACAUAAAUUGAGCACUAGACUAAUAACUGGAAGCUUUUAGUUACAGGUACUGGGGCUCCUUAGAAAGUCUCCCUUUGGUCUACUUUGUUUAAUUAGUAGAGGAAAGAGUGGUGAGGUGAAUAUACAGGUUUUGAACCGUGAGAUGUCUUCUUUGCUAGUAUGUUCUGAAACCUUGCUUUAAAGUUUGAAUUUCAGUCUUGCUGUUCAGUUGCACCGACUUCUAAAUAUGUGCUCUAAGAUUGUUCUUUUAAAUGAAUACUUUGUAAACCUUGUAUGGCAAAGUCUUGUUCUAAAUACAUUUUUAACUAUCAUUUGUGUUUUUACUGCAGUGUUACCAGAUGGCCUUAUGUACAUCACAGUGCGUGUGAUAGGUACAGUAGCAUACUUAAUGCUUUUGUUCUCUGCUUGUGUUCAUAGUCAGUAUGUUUGUACAUCUUGUAAGGCUACAGAAGGGAAAGCUAGAAGUUGGGAGGGGUGGGGGGAAACUAAGGACACAGAACAUAUCCCUUGGUUCAUAUAUUGCUCCAGCAGGGAAUUUUCAGAAAAUGAAAACUGCCAGAAUUAAGUAUAGUUAAGAAUGAAGUAUGGUUACGUAAGCCCAGUGCUUUGAAAUGCUUCCUAUUGCUGCCGUUCUAAUGACGUGUGUGUGUGUGUGUGUGCGUGCCAUUUUGUAGAGCCUUGUGAAGGGAUGAGCUUGGAGGCUUCUGUUGAAUCUCAAAUAGGCUUACAUUGAUAUUGGACAUUAUACAGUCGCAGGAGUGAUCUGAUCAUCUCUGUGGUGGAUAUUGCCGUUCAGAGAUGCUCCACUUUGCUGUAUUCUCAUGCUUUUGUGUUAAAGCUGUUUUUGCUGGAUUUCAUCUGGCAUAACAGGGCAGAUCAUGUUCGUGCAAUUGCUGUUUUACUUAAUAUAAGCUAAUACACAGUUGGUUUUUCAUUCUUUCCUUUUCUAAAUGCUUACAGUUUCUGGAGGAGUGUCUGCUUUUUCCCAGUAUAUAUCUGGCAGGAGGAAAAAAGAGGUUUCUUGAUUUUUCAUCUUCUAGAGACAUGAUAACCCUCCAUGCUAACUAGUGCAGGGAGGAGUGACAGGAGUGUGUCUGUUUUUACUUCGAAGAGUAUAGCACAGCAGGCUUGCAGAAGGAAAAGGGAUUUUUUUUAUUACAGAACCCUGCCUUGCUUCCAAGGUCUUUGCACUGUUCUUCGUAGAGGAAAUAUAAUUGUCUCUAGCUUCUCCUCCUGCACCCCCUGCACCUAGGGAAGCAUUUGUGCCAGUGCAAAGAGUCGGGUAAAGCCUUGGGUUUAGUUGGGCCUUCUGCCCCCUCUGCACAGUCUCAGAUAUCCUGAGGUCUGCGUUGGCACAUCAAAGAGAGAACACAUGUGCAAAUGGGAUGUGCUGUCUUUGAGAAUUUGGUUCUCCGUCUAGUCAGGAUUCGAUAUCCGGCAAAUGUUUUGCUUAUUGCUACAGUUGUUGUGUGAAGUUAGCUGGAGAAAGUGGCUUCUUGGAGUCUUGUUUUUUAUAUAUACAUAUAAAAUUGAAAAUCUGUACCUUUUUAUAUACCCAGUAUGUUAAUGCCAUUGUGUAAAAUAAUGCUGGUAUGUAAUGCAAUUGCAUAAAUAGCCAAAGUUCUAAGUAACUUUUCAGUGUUAUUGUCUUGACUAGAAGCACCUCUGGGUAAGAUAUUAGGGAGACCUUCAUAAUGUUGAGAUGUUUGAAAGGGAAGAAAAUCUGCUUCUUGAGAAACAUUUUUUAAAAAUAAGAGAAUGUGUUUCAGAGUUGGCCAAGAAUUGUACAAAGUUAGUCAUAUGGUGUUCAAGGACUGCACAGUGAUGCCAUUUUAUGGAUUUGGUUAGUGUAUAUUGAUUAUUGCACAUCCAAACAUAAUGAAGGUCUUUCCUGAGAAAUCAGGUGACUUCCCCCCCCCUCAUUCCUUAGACUUUUGUGCAAAAAAAAAAAAAAAGGGGGGGUUGUGAGUUUUUGUGGGGGGGUUUGAAAAAAAAUUGGGGGAACUGCUACAUAUUUUGUUUAAGAACUGACAGAGGGAUUUGCUUUGUAUAAUAAUGCAAGUUGGCUUUAAACAUUGUAGCAAAUCAUGUUAAUAAGUAUGUGCAAUCAGACUUGCAAAACAGUUGUAUUUUUUUAAAUAAAUAUUUUUUAACGAAA
This is a messenger RNA of Elgaria multicarinata webbii, 9807 nucleotides long. It is a transcript of the gene ELK4, whose product is annotated as ETS transcription factor ELK4. Lineage: Eukaryota; Metazoa; Chordata; Lepidosauria; Squamata; Anguidae. The coding region runs from base 201 to 1496 and encodes 431 amino acids. Gene Ontology annotation, cellular component: nucleus. Gene Ontology annotation, biological process: cell differentiation; regulation of transcription by RNA polymerase II. The transcript has 5 exons. The record is from RefSeq and is a predicted model, not a curated record. Gene Ontology annotation, molecular function: DNA-binding transcription factor activity, RNA polymerase II-specific; sequence-specific DNA binding.